GGGGGGUGUGUGUUUUUUUUUUUUUUUUUUUUUUAACGAGGUAUAAAAAAACGGGCUGUCGUUGUUGGUGUAAGGGGAGGCCACCAAGACCAAGGGAACGAAGAAGCUGGGAAUGGGUGUUCGUAGUUGGCAGUACUCGAGUCUCAAGGGCUCAAGGGGCAGGCGGCGUGUGCGUCCGAAGGAUUCUGGAUGCUCGGGAGAUACCUGGACACGUUACAUCGUUUACCUGCCGUGCUUACCUUGAGGUAUCUUGCCGCGAAUGUGCAAGUGCAUUGGGGUAAACCCGUAAAAAAUUGCCUUGUAGAUCUUGAAUGAGAAAGAAUGGCCCAAGUAAAGAAAUUCCGUGUAGUGAAAGGUAGCCAUAGGAUGAUGAGCAAUUGCUUGUGAAAUCAGCAUUGGGCCACAUGUUUGUCUGAGGUUGAUUUUCAACCAACCUGUCAGCUGAACAGAAUACUAGGCGUUCCGUACCGUAAGCUUAUGAGAUGAGCCAAUGUCAUUGUUUGUAGGCAUUCGAAGAUACGGUCAUGUCCAUGUAUGGUAGAUCAUCUAGUUCGGCUAGCCGUGUGACGAUUGUAACGC
Molecule: messenger RNA, 579 nt
Organism: Colletotrichum godetiae
Lineage: Eukaryota; Fungi; Ascomycota; Sordariomycetes; Glomerellales; Glomerellaceae
Exons: 2
Source: RefSeq, a predicted model, not a curated record